Messenger RNA from Amoebophrya sp. A25, 2804 nucleotides. The record is from the annotation of a GenBank genome assembly. NCBI's taxonomy places the organism in Eukaryota, Dinophyceae, Syndiniales, Amoebophryaceae.
AUGCCGGACGCGGCUGCGACAGUUACGUUCGAUGUCGCUGAAGAGGCUCAGGAGCACGAAGAAGGUGCUCCAGCAGACAUCCGACCGAAAUUCGUCCCACGCGGAUACGAAAAGCUGAACAAGCACAUCUACAGUACUACGUCUAGAUCCCUUUUGAUUUUUGGGCAUGAUUAUUUUCCGCAAAUGAACAUACAAGAACCAAGAGCGAAUAGAGUGAGUCGAGUUAAUUUAUCUAUGCCGAUCAGAAUCAAUUUAUUACGCCCUCUCCCACCAUGAUCAGGAAAUCUGUUUUAUUCAACGUCGAGUGCGGACUCUUUCCGAGACCCAAAGGAUUUCGCGAAGAGUGCCCCGGAUCUGCACAGAUAUUGCCAAGGUACCAAUGUUCAGGGCAUCCAUGAUAUCAACAGAUCGGGAAAAUUCAAGCCCUCCGUUGCACCCCUCUACCAGCGAACGAUGUGUGCCUACACGCAACAGUACUCUCUUUUCUACAGUAUUCUAGAGUACUAGGUUACUCUCUCCUCUGUUUUUCUUGAUGAAAGGCAGUCUGAGGACUCAGAGUGGAUCACAUUCGAAGAUCUUCAACGAUUGACGACGAUGAAUUAUCACACAGCAGCACUGCUCUACUCACGAUAAAAAUAUGCAAAUCGCAUUCCAACUACGACUUUCAUCCAGAUUCGUUCCACGACCUCUAGACGGCGUACAAAUCAACAAGGAAUGCUACGAUCUCUUUAAAGAGAAGUGUGAGACGCCUUCAACUUCAAGUGGAGGCAAGGGCGCAAUUUUCUACAGCGAAACAACCACCGCGACAUCGUAUCCAAAAUACUCUCGCGUACAAAGCGAAAAGGCGAUCGCGCCAAACUUCAAGCCAGCACAGGUAGUCAAAGAGACUUUUUAUUUUGCUCAGGAGUUGGAGUAGCUAGUAAUUCAAAAAAGACUUCUUGAUAUGAUCUCUUUCGCACAAGAGAGACAUAAUUCAAUUUUCUGACUCAACAUGUUCGUUCCUGAUUAGCUUUGAAGUUAAGAUUUUUCUUAUAGAUUGUUGUUUUCAUACUAAACACUGGCUUCUAAACUCAAUUUUUACAGUCAAAGCACGUCAGCGAUGAGAAUAAGAUGCUCGUUACGCAGAGCUUUCAGCAUAAGGAGUAUCCCUGCCCGUCACCGCAAGCGACAAAGAAUGCUCGGCCGGCUGCAUUCAGACCAGCGUAAAUAUAAUUUCUUCAUCUCCCACGCAUUUUCAAACAAGACUAUGUGCACAAUCAAUGAGCAAUGAGACAGCCAAGGGUCAAGUGUCAGCGCCCAAGCCUCUGUGGACAACAUCAACUACGUGCUGAUGAUCUCUCUCUAUCUAUGCGUGCCGUCGUUCUACCACUCUUAGGUACAAGACACACAAGGCGGUAGGCAGUAUGUCUGGGUCGUCGUCGUAUAGCCGCGAAUUCAACCCAGAUAAAUACAACUCGGUAUGGCCCGUCAGAUUCGCUAGACAGGCUGGCCCUCCACCGCCCGCGACCGGCUACACAGGUACUCUGAUUAGUAUCAUGAACAUCUCGUUUAUAACAGACUGCAUCGAUGCAUCGACAAAAUAGAUGAUAGGAUUUUGAUCAUUGGUAGAUUUCUUAUGGUUCACUUUCUACAACUUCGGAUGCGUGGCGAGAAGUUCGAAAGUGCUACUUACUGUUAAGUAUUCUCUCAGGUGUAUCCCUUCUGUUCUUAGGUGUAUCCCUUCAUGCAAUAUUGUUAUCGAUCUUCAGGAAAAGUGCGAUUGGAUCCUAGCAGCCCGCGCAAGUUGCAGCCUGAGGAAUUCCAUAUUGGCGAUGUGGUCACGUUCGGUCCAGUGUAGCGCUGUUUGGAUUGUUUCUAGAGGAGAAUGGCCAACAUUUAUGAUUCGCAUAGAGGGAGUACUAUUAAAGUGCUUCUUCCACCUAUAUGUUGGCCUAUAUGAUCAUUAUGUGAUGAGAUAGAGAUUUCGCAGUAAUAAGUGUUUUCUGCUGACAUUAUCUAUCGAAGCAGUUCAAAAAAACAGAAAGUUUGAAAGGGGAGUUGAAAGAGACGAAAACAUAUUGAAAAUGGGGAAUGCGAAUUGAUAUGUCUAGAGAACAAGAAAUCUAAAGAAAUUAUCAGCUUAUAUUUCAAACGCGAAUCAAAAACCACUGAGAAUAUAGCAGGUUGCUGAAAAAUGAUUAGUAUGAAGAUGUUAUAUUCAAAGCUACUAUAACACUAACUUCUCUUACACUUCUCUUACACUUGAUAAUAGAAAUAUCAGAAUUCGUUAAGCAGAUAGUAGUUCUGCUAAAGGAAAUUAUUGAUUACAGAUGUUCUUGUGUGAAAACUUGUCAUUACCGUCGCAGAACUAUGAUGGGACCAUAUCUGAUUUUGACGCUAGAACUAGAUACAGAUACAACAAAUGCAUCAAAUUAUCCGUGUGGGUAAUUAGUUUUAGUCACUAAUUUCAACCUAAACGAAAGUAAUACAGAUUGGUUUCAGUGAACAGGUUCCAAGAUUCUCAUUGUAAAGCUACGAGAACCGCAGAAAACGAUGAAUUUCUCGCCGGGCUUCAAUCUUCUGCCAUAUUUUCUAAGUAUACCUUGUACACGACGAAGAUUUCAUUGGAUUAGCAAUCUUAACAAGUCCACGGCGAUAGAAUGUUUGCAUUUCAGCAUCGAACGAAAAGAAAAUGUCAUGCAUAACCUAACAAGAUUAAAAAACAUAGUUUGAAAGAUUGUCGACAACAUGAACAACUAUAUUUAUAUGGGUCGGUGUAGUAGUUUUGAAUAAUCAUUGUAGAAAAAGUUUGUGCAUCAACGACA